Molecule: messenger RNA, 2591 nt
Organism: Linum trigynum
Lineage: Eukaryota; Viridiplantae; Streptophyta; Magnoliopsida; Malpighiales; Linaceae
Source: the annotation of a GenBank genome assembly
UUUAAUGAGUGAAAUAAAAUUUAACUUACAUAUAUCUAUUAAAAACUUAUUUUCAACAAAAUAAAUCUAACUAACUUUCAUAAUCCACCCACCAUUCCCUUCCUUCGUUUCUCUUCCUCUCUUCCCCCUCUCUUCUUCUCCCUUUUUAGGGGUCAGACCGGGAGGGCUUUCUGGAGGCCAUUUUGAAGCCUGACUCGGGUCGGACCGGGGUUCGAUAGGGGUUUAACAACCUUGCAUAAAACUUAUGUGGGUAUCUUACAUGAAUAUUUUAAAUUAUUAGUUGAGUAUAUGAAAUUUUAAAUAUAUUCAACUUUUUUACCGCCGCAAAACACAUUCCAAAAAACUAGUAUGAGUAUAGGCCGUAUGUAUAUUGUCUUCAAAUAUAUUUUUAUAUACUUAAUUUCAUCUUAUGUUAAUGAUUUUUUUUUACAUUUAUUAUAUUUUAUUUAACAUACAUGAACCUCAUAAACUAGUUAUAAUCUGAUCGGAUUAUAUCAUUUGCCAAAUUCACUCCAAAAAGGAUAUAUCCCGAUUUCACAACCUUGAUAAUGAGACAAGAGAAUAAAAGCGUACUACCAUAGGACGCGAGGCAAAUGCCUGCCGUGUCGUCUAUUGUUUGAUCUAACAGACGCCACCUCCCUCAUUCCACUCCCUUACCUUUGCUUUUGGGUUUGUUGUCUUGUAGUUGAUGAUUGCUAGCAGUUCCUCUUUUCCAAGUCAUUUAUUAAGCAAACAGGUGAAGCUAAUCGGGUCCUUCUCGGACCCCUUUUUUGGUUCGUCAAACUUGGCUUCUUCCUUGUUUUGUCCUCUUCUCUUUUUCCUCUCCCCCCACUCCUUUUCAAAUGAACCAGCAUAGUUAGAAUCCAAAAAGAGGAAGGUGGAAGAAGACUCCCUUGUCUCUUCUUCUUCUUCUUCUUCUUCUUCUUCUUCCGUUUCCAUGGUUCAAAUAUAAACACCGGUAGGUAGAGGCAGGGCAUGAUUUUGCCUUUUUGGGCAAGCACAAGGAGAAGUCUACCAAAACCCAUUUCCCCACUUGUCUCUCUCCCACUCUUUAAUUUCUUGAACAGCAAGAACAAGAACAGUAAGAAGAAGAAGAGGUCGCAUGGCUGGUGAUAACGAAGUCAACCUCAAUGAAUCCAAGGUAUAUAUUCUCUUCCUUCCUUCCUUCCUUCCUUGUCUGCUCUAUCUCCAUAGCUUAGGAUUCUUAAUCCAAGCAAUGAUUCUCCGGUUAUGAAAGGAAUCUGUGCAGCCACAUGAUUCGAAGCUUCUGUUUUCUUUGCUGGGGCAGAGGGUGGUUCCGCUCAACACUUGGGUACUAAUCUCCAACUUCAAGCUAGCCUACAAUCUCCUCCGCCGCCCCGACGGCUCAUUGCCGAAUUCCUCGACCGCAAGCUCCCGGCCGAUCCACCAAACUUCUCAACCGGGUCUACCGGCCCCAAUCCCAAUUGGAUCCCCCAAUCGACCUCCAGAACCCACUCAGCACCGCCGCCGUUGUCCCCGUAAUUGUCUUCUUCCACUGCGGAAGCUUCACCCACUCCUCCGCCAGCAAUUCCUCCUCCUCCGAUGUACAUGUGUACCUCGCCGGUGAUAGCUCCGGCGGGAACAUCGCUCACCAUGUGGUGGUGAAGGCCGCGGAAGCGGGGAUUUCGAUACUGGGCAACAUCCUGCUCCAUCCGAUGUUCGGCGGGGAGGCGAGAACGGAAUCGAAGAAGCGAUUGGACGAAAAGUACUUUGUGACGGUGCAGGACAGGGAUUGGUAUUGGAGAGCUUUCUUGGCGGAAGGGGAAAACAGAGAUCAUCCGGCGUGUAACGUGUUUGGACCCAGAAGUAAGGAGCUAGAGGGGAUGAAGCUGCCCAAGAGCUUGGUGGUGGUGGCGGGUUUGGAUCUGAUUCAGGAUUGGCAACUAGCGUAUGUUGAAGGCAUGGAGCGAGCUGGGAAUCAGGUGAAGCUCAUUUUUCUGCAAGAUGCUACGAUUGGGUUCUACUUCCUGCCCAAUAAUCAGCACUUCCAUUGUCUGAUGGAGGAGAUUAAGAACUUCGUCAGUACACCCUCACUAAUGUAAUGUAAUUUAAUGUAAUGUAAAACCACUGAUGCUACUACUACUGGUUGUUAGCCAUAGCAAGCAGCCACCGGCUCGCUCUGUUUUGUCAGAUCUAGAGAUAACGAAGCAAUGUAAAUUUCCUAAGUCUGCCUAGGGGAGUCGCGUCGUGCUCGUGUUGUAAUUUUGCAGGGCAUUUGUUGAUGGAUGAAACAGUGAGAAGGAGAAAAAUGUUACUUUCUUGUUGUGUUAUUCCUGCUGUCAAAACUGGUAUUACAACUAUGGCUACAAAUCUAUAUAUCGGGGCUAAGAGUUGGUGGCCUUGCCCGAACUACAGCCUCUUCAGUACUGGAAUUCCGAGGAGCAAUUCAACUUGCUGCUUGAUCAAUGAUUGUGGGAGGGGCAACCCAGAAGGGAAAGCUUGAUUCUCUGCAGAACAACCCUCAUGCACUGUUCAUGUCAUCCACGUUAUUUUUCUGGCUUCUGCAAAGUUUGAUGGCGCCUGGACUCUGGAUCCUGGAAUCUCCAAACGAAUAUAGAUUACACAAUUUU